Molecule: messenger RNA, 1152 nt
Organism: Penicillium cosmopolitanum
Lineage: Eukaryota; Fungi; Ascomycota; Eurotiomycetes; Eurotiales; Aspergillaceae
Product: putative RNA binding protein
Exons: 8
Coding region: 1-1152 (383 amino acids)
Biological process (GO): mRNA export from nucleus
Cellular component (GO): nucleus
Molecular function (GO): mRNA binding
Source: RefSeq, a predicted model, not a curated record
AUGGAUCGAAGCCUAGACGAAAUCAUCGCCGAAGACACCCGCAAGCCGACCCGUCCCUCGGGUGGCCGGCGCAGCCAAGGCCAAAGCCAAGGCCGCCGUCGCGGCGAACGCGAUGGCGUCAGAAAGGUAUCUAUCAACCAGCUCGGUUCCCAUGGAAUUGAACAACAAUUGCUGUCCGCCCUCCUAUUCCUCAAUCGAAUUAUGUUGCGCCGUGACACAAUCGUUGCCAGUCCUCUGGAAGUUCGGAGACUCGCCAACGAGGAGGCCGCGGCGAAGACUCAGAAAAAGCACCGUCCAUACCAGCAAGAUCGCGUCGACCUAAACCUCGACUGGGUACACGACAAGUUCAAUGACAACGACAGAGACUCACGCCCCCGCGGACCCCGCCGUCGCCAUUCCCCCGACCGUAGCGGCUCCGCCCUCACAAAGGUUCGCGUUGAAAACCUCCACUACGACAUUACUGAGAGUGAUCUUGAAGACCUCUUCGGCCAAAUCGGCCCCGUCUCUACCCUAACCCUCGCAUACGACCGCGCUGGACGCUCCGAGGGAGUUGCCUACGUCACAUACACCCAUCUCAAGGACGCACACACCUCGAUCCAAGAGUUCGACGGCGCCAAUGCCAAGGGCCAACCCAUUCGUCUGUCUCUCAUCCCCGGCCGCCGCGGUGAUCGCGGAGGCGAUCGUUCUGGUGGCAGUUCUCUUUUCGACCGCGUGGAGCGCCCAGCACGCAAUGCCCGCAGCUUGAGUCCUUCCAGUGACAACGAGGGAGACAGAUCACGCCGCCGUCGCGGUGGACCUCGUGCUCGCCGCAGCGACGUCACCGGGCCCACUCCCGAUGGCAUUGACCGAUACGUCCCCGGACAACGCUCUUCCAACCAACGCGGCGAAGGACGACGCGGAGGCCGCGACAACAAGCCCCGAAAUGCCGAGAAUGGCGGUCGUCGUUCCAAUGCCCGUCCCCGCAAGACACAGGAGGAACUGGAUCAAGAGAUGGAGGACUAUUGGGGCGGUAACGGUAACGAUGCCUCUGCCGAGACUGCCGCAGCACAGCCUGAACAAGCGGUGGCUCAGUCAGCUCCUGCUGAGACUGCACCUGCGCCUGCUGCUGCUGCGCCGGCCCAUGCGGAUGACGAUAUCGACAUGAUCGAAUAA